Anopheles moucheti is the source of this 1725-nucleotide messenger RNA. RefSeq lists its product as uncharacterized. Gene Ontology annotation, cellular component: cytoplasm; nucleus. Gene Ontology annotation, biological process: protein desumoylation. The coding region runs from base 1 to 1725 and encodes 574 amino acids. The transcript has a single exon. Lineage: Eukaryota; Metazoa; Arthropoda; Insecta; Diptera; Culicidae. The record is from RefSeq and is a predicted model, not a curated record. Gene Ontology annotation, molecular function: SUMO-specific endopeptidase activity.
AUGGUUGAUAGAUACAAUCUCCGAUUGGAUGUCACGGACGUGCAGAAUCUUCCGGACGGACUAUUAACGCAAGUCGAUUGCACCACCGUACGACUUGGCAGCCUAAAAUAUACUCCAAAUGAGAAGGUUACCAUUUCGUCGAUAGGUGUGUGCAUUGUAGCUCCAAAUGUAUGCCGCCCGGCCAACUUUGUUAGAUUGGAUCUACAGAUGCGUGAAAUCAAAAAAGUGCUUACCCACUUUUCGGGGGCACUGAACGUAAUAUUCUUGUACACGAAGAGCUCUGGCGGUGCGUACGUACGGAAGCAUUUGGAAAUGGAUCCCAACUCAGAUAAGUUGCCCUGCUUCCAACCGGAGCUUCUGUCGAAUAAUCCAACAAAACGAAUUGUCCUGCUGAUGGCAAGCAUUAGCAUGGAAGCGAAAUCAACAAUUCGAAAUAUUUUUCGGCCGAAUCUUUUAGAGGAGAUCAGUAUUAGCGAUGCGAAACAGUUGAUCCGUCGCUGUUGUCCUAGUCGACCGCUGAACACAUCCAAUACCAACAAUUCAACAGCUGUGAAACGUUCUGGUUCCAACGAGGGAAAGCACGAUACGAGAGAAACUCGCGGUAUAUUAUCGUACCCACUCGUGGGCAGGAGUACUUUGAUGAAAAGGGAGGAUUACAUGUGCUUGGCGAAGGAUCAGUACUUGAACGAUGUUGUAAUCGACUUCUAUCUUAACUAUCUGAAGUUGGAAAUGCUCCAGGAGGAGGAACGUCAGAGCGUACAUAUAUUUGGCACAUAUUUCUACGACCGGCUCUCAACCAGCGACGGUAAUGAUCCGGGGUUGUUCGCGGCCCGGAAGCGGCAUGCGCUCGCUGCCAGAUGGACGAGGCGUGAGAACAUCUUUGAAAAGAAGUUCAUUGUCAUUCCAAUCAACGAGCAGUCGCACUGGUUCCUUGCUAUCAUAUGUUUCCCUGGUCUAGAUUAUCCGGUUACGAUGCGCGAUGAAACGCCGGCGCCGAGUAUAUCCGCUGCUGUCACGCAGAAACAAGCGGCAAAGAACGCGCGGCAACCGAUUCAACAACCAUGCAUUUUAAUCUUCGACUCACUGUCGGUUACCUCUAAAAGUCACGUGUUGGCUACACUGCGCGACUAUCUUACGUGUGAGUAUCAGGCAAAAAUGCCCGACAAACGCCCGAAGCGGUUCAAUGAGCACAACAUGCCGGGACAUUGCGUGAAUGUGCCGCAGCAAAACAAUUACACCGACUGUGGACUGUAUCUGUUGCAGUACGUGGAGCAGUUUUUCCUUGACCCCAUACGCGAUUACCAUCUACCAAUCGAGCAGCUAGAAGACUGGUUUGAAACAAUUACCGUCACGAAAAAGCGUGAGGAUAUCUGCAACUUGAUCAAGACAUUGGUAGAAAAACACAACCCUAACGUACUUCCGUUGCCAUCGAUUGAGCUACCUACGCUCAAUGGCAAACUGAUCAUGGAUUUCGAUAACGAAUUUACCAGUGCAUCCGACACGGACAGUAAAACGUCGAAAGAAGGGGAACAGCACCAGUUCUCCUCGUCGAUCGUCUCAAACGAAACAACAACCAAAAUUAAUAAUACUGGCAGAACCUGUUCGAAACGUCCGUUGGAUGGAAAUCGUAAUAGUAUACGCACUAUCUUGCAGCAGCAGCAAGCAUCUGGACAGCCAAAGGUGCCACGUAUCAGCAGUGGCGGAUCAAACGGUGGCCAGUGGUGA